This is a messenger RNA of Cherax quadricarinatus, 1743 nucleotides long. The record is from RefSeq and is a predicted model, not a curated record. Lineage: Eukaryota; Metazoa; Arthropoda; Malacostraca; Decapoda; Parastacidae.
CCGUCGAGGCGGGUGUGUGUCAGCGCUCUGACUUUAUUAAUAGAUUUUUGUGAUAUAACUUACUUUCUGCUGCCAGAUUUCCUGUUUUGGCGGCGGUGGUGAGUACAACGAACUCGUCCAGCUAUACAGGGGCAGGAAAAUAAUCCCUUAAAAAUUGUGCUCAGAGUCUGAAGCGUUGGAAUAAUUUUGACUAUAUUUCCUGGAAGCUGUGGUUGUUUUUUUUUAUUUUCACAUAAUUCCCCCACACAGGACAAGAUCCCCCCACAAGGACGAUGACCAUCAAAUAUACCCCAGUCCAGCAGGGAGAUAUAUUGACACCCACGACAGUGGAAAAUCCAUUUGAACUUCAACACCGGCCGGAGAACAACCAUGGCACCAGAAUACCCUCAAGAGAUCCAAGUCUGGAUAAGGACCCUCUGCUUAUAUAUUUCUACAAGAUGGACUUUGGUCGUGCCCAGCUGUAUGUGUAUGGAUUAGCCUGGCUGGCUGCUGUGAUCUCUGCUCCUGUGUACGUGGACUCAAUCUUCCUCAUCAUGACCCUGCCUCACAGAUGUGUGGUGCCUUCAUGUGAUGAUAACAGUACCCAGUAUAACCAGACCUUCGUAGAGUGGGCCAUCCCAGAGGGCGACCAGUGCCACGUCAGGAUACUGGAGAAUAUCACUGACCAAUGUCAUCCUGAUACAUUUUCCAACUUGACUACAUCCUGCUCAGAGUGGGUCUACGACACCUCACUCUUCUCCGCCACUACUGUUACUGAGUUUGACUUAACAUGUGACAGGGCAUUCCUGGGUCCUCUGGCUGGUUCAAUGUACAUGAUUGGUAUGUUAGUCGGUGCUAUUGUCAUUGGUGAUUUAGCUGAUCGUUUUGGAAGAAAAAAUGGAAUCUUGGUGUCAGUUCUACUGCUGGGAGGCGGGGGAGUUCUGAGUGCUGUCUCACCCACCUACUAUAUGUUCCUCUUGAUGCGUUUCUUUACUGGUGCUGGAGGUGUUGGCCUGUUUCAGGUCAUAUUUGUAUUGGCUGUUGAAUUUGUUGGUGCCAAAUGGCGUACAUUUUGUGGGAUUUUCAUUGAAGUUCCAUUUGCACUGGGUGAAUCUCUGACUGGAGUGAUGGCCAUCUUCAUACGAGACUGGCGUUACCUGCAGGUUGCUGUUACUGCUCCUGCUUUCCUGCUUAUCACUUACAAUUGGAUAAUGCCUGAAAGUGUUCGAUGGUUGGUAGCUCAGGAUCGCAAGACUGAGGCCAGGAAGAUUAUAGAGAGAGCUGCCAGAUUUAAUGCUGUUGAGGUCCCAAAGUAUAUGUUAGAUGAUGACAAUGUGCAGGUUUCCACCAUUGAUGGAGUUUUGUCAGUAUCUAACAGCAAAGUUGAACUUGUGAGUGAAACUAAACCUGAAGAUCAGAUAAAGAAGACUGUUAUUGACCUUCUUAGAACGCCAAAUAUGAGGAAAAGAUCUUUCAACAUGUUCUUUUGCUGGGCUGUGUGUACGCUGGUAUACUACGGACUAUCCUCCAAUUCUGGCAACUUAGGUGGCAAUAUCUUCGUCAAUUUCAUCGCCACUAUGUUGAUUGAGAUUCCAUCUUACAUCUUCUCCUUCCUCGUCCUUGACAGGUUAUGAAUGGUUGGUAGUGGUGCUGAGCUUGUUGGGCAAGUUUGGUAUUGCAGCUGCAUUUGCCAUCAUCUACAUCUACUCUGCAGAAAUUUUCCCAACUGAUUACCGAAGCGUUGGUAUUGGUGCUUGUUCCAUG